ACGUUUGCCUCGCACCGGUUACAGUGGCUAGAACGUUGGGGAUUUGCAUGUUCUACCCGUGCUUCAGGGGUUUCUUCUGGGUACUCUGGUUUCUUCCCCAAGUCCAGUCCAAAGACAUGCACUGUAGGCUGAUUAACAUUUCCAAUUAGUCUCUAGUGUGUACGUGUGUGAUUGUGCCAUGCGACGGAUUGGCACCUCGUCCAGGGUGUCCCCUGCCUCAUGCCCCAAGUCCCCAGGGAUAGGCUCCAAGCCCCCUGCGACCCUGUGUAGGAUAAGCGGUAGAGGUGGAUGGAUGAUCAUGAAACAUAAGUCAUUGGCCUGUGUUUCAGUUCUGAACUGUGGUGACAAGAUCGUGUCAUCUACCACCAAACAAAUCACGCUUUAGCUGAUGUGUGUAGUGCAGCAGGUGGUGAGAUUCAUGAACAAGUAGCUCACAAUAUAGUUACAGUAUCGAGGUGACUCACACCACCAAAAAUAACCAAGUUUAAACAAAGCUACAGUUGAAGUUGUUUUGCUAAAGUCAAUGAGUAUUUUCUUUUGUUUGUUGAGCCUACUUGUUCGGUGACCAACUACAACAUAGCAUGGACAUGAAAUCUGCCAGUCCUGGGCUACUGAUUUGUCAACUUCCGUACUGGAUGACGGGAGCCAAAUCUCAAUAAUAUGUCAAAUGCUGUGUCUAUGCAGAUACUAACAUGUUAGUAAAGGGGCAAAGAAUCCCAGUAACAUCCGCUUGUGCCUGAUGUACCUCAAGUAUCUGCAUUCCAGCUCUGUCUCUGUUCAGCCCAGAGCACACCUCAGUUUUAGCAUUUUACCUUACAGAUCACCACCUCCAGCUUAAACUGAGCUCUGUGUCAUCCUGGCAAGUCCAUCAGUCUAAAAUAAUACCAGUGUCAAACUUGGUUCUUUAGCACCACUACCAUCAAGGAACCUUGGGGCAACGAUUGUGUGGUGUUCUCUGGACUGACGAAUGGGUAAGAGCUGAGUAUCUUCAUCAUAUCAGGAAGUAGAGAAAAUCUUGUGAAUCGUGAUGGCUGAGCCCAACAUUGUGGGGUUCGGUUGGAAGAGGAGAGGAUCAAGCACGGAUACUUGAGGUACAUCCAUCCGGGAUGUAUUCCCAGCUUGUGCCCAGUAUUCCUGGAAUAGCUUCCAGAUCCAUUGCGACCCUGACCAGGAUAACUGAAGAGCAAUUAAUGAAGAAUGAUUAGGCAUCAUUGCUGGACUGCUGGAUUUUUGACCAAUUUUUCUAACUCUCCUGUGUAGCGUUACUUAAUCUAGUUGUUCCAUGGUUCUUGAUUCAGGUUCUUUUCCUUGCCUUUAAUUCCUUGGUAGAUCCUCGGUUCUGCGAUACUUGUGUCUGGCUCUGCAAAACUGCUAGACACUUGCAUUGAAAAGUCUUUGAAAUAAAACUGUCUGUAAAAUGAAUAAAUGGAAUAAUUCGAUCCCGGAUCUGCGUUGUUCAUUGCCUUGUUCAAAGACCCAUUUUACAUCACGCCUUUAGUCUAUAUAUUUUUUUUGCAAUUAUCUCCUCUACUAUUAUCCCCUGCUCCAUAAAAAUCGACCUCACAUUUCCUCCAAAUGCAGUAAUGCAGUGGCCCCUAUGGGCCGCCCUGUCUAAACAAACUUCUUUUCAUUUCUCUCCUUUCCCUCAUUGGACAUGUUCAAACUGAUUGAUCGUGGCUUUUUAAUUGUAUCCUUGUAUUAUGGGGUUUUUUUUUGGGGGGGGUUGGUGUUUGUUUUUUUUUUUGGUUCUUCAACCAGACAGCAACACUGAGGUAAAUAGUGCACAAGUACAAGUUUCCAGCAGAGUCCGCACUUCUGUAGCUGUGUGUUCUCCUUGGUGGUUUCCCAAAGACAGGAAAGACGCCCUCGUUCAGGCUGAACUGUUGGCCGGGUUGCCAGAUUUCACACUGCUGUUGCUCCUUCCUACAACUGAAGGAGUUUAUAGAAAUUUCUUUUUCAACAAAUGGAAUAUUAAACAACCAACAUAUUCACAUCAGUACAGGGAGAAUAAACGGUCAGUAAUUAAUCCCAUGGAUGGAAAUCAACCAUCACGAUGAACUGUACAAGUUUUGUCUUCUUUUUUUCUGUGGAUAAGCAUAUUUCAGCACGCACGCUUUUCUCCAUUCAGAAAGGAGAUUCUAAGGAGAUUCUCCAUUCAAAUGCUCUCUGGGAUAGGCUCCAGGUUGCCCCGCGACCCUGAAGAAGGAUAAGCGGUAUACAAGAUGGAUGGAUGGAUUUAAUGUUAACAAAUAUAUUAAAGUGGAUUAUUGUACGUUUCUGUGGAACGAAGCACCGAGAUCACUGAGAAAGUUCGUAAGGAAACUACUCCGAACGGAAGGAAGAAUUGAGAAACGAGGCUGGGGCUGAUUUCUUUUCAGCCCGGACUGUACUUGUAGCUUCAUUCGUCCUAUCCGUGACAGUCGUGUCAGGUGAUUACGCAGUGGCGCCCCCUAGAUUUGUGUUGAUAUUUUUCACACAGUGGCAUGUAUAAAUCUCGCCUAUGAAUUCCUCUAUACGUAGUGCCUCACUAGCAGCUGAAUUAGUGCUAUUGUGACCAAAGACAGCCGACAUCAAAUUUCUGGCAGUGUGAGAAAGGACGGCCGAAUAAGAUGAAGAUGAACUUAUGGAGCAGCUAUGAAUAUGGUGAUGGUGAAACAUGGCAUUUUUAAUUUCUCGUCGCAAUGCGACGAGGGACACGGCAUGGAAGGAAACGGUGGAAUCGAGAGGAUCCUCGUCGUAUAGAAGUCAGAAUGGGAAACGUGAAUAACUCCAGGUAGUAGUACCAUAUAUCUAGUCUGAAUUGAUAUGUUGACAUGGUAGAGUGCAUUAUAUCCUGUGGUAAAGGGGGUUUUCUUCAGUAUAAAGACGCUCCGAAAAGUCUUUUCCGAUUCGAAACCAAGUCAAACUUCAAUCGCAGGGCAAUAAAGUAUUACCGGAAGAAGUGUGGGAGGAACUGGAGGUUUGGGGUUGAGUUAGUGAGCUUCUAGCACAGCUAUGUGUAUAGCUUAGAGUAGCUACAUGCUAGGAUCGAUUGAGAGCAGCUUUUGAGUGGCCACACCCCUUCAAAAUAACAAGCGCUCAGAAUAAAGGACAAAACAAUUGGAUUGUAUUAUAGUGUAUUGUGACCCCCGGGUUGGGGUUUCGAGUCCUGCCUCUGUGCCGUGUGUGUGGAGUUCGCAUGUAGACCCUCCACUUGCUUCGGGGCUUUCCUCCGGUGUCCUCCCCGAGUCCAAGCACGUGCGUGCGUUGUAUGCUGAUUGGUCUCUCUAAAUUGUACGUAGUGUGUGUUUGUGUCCUGUGAUGGGUGGGAUCCCUGCCUUGUUCCCUGAGAGAGGGUCUGGGGCCCCUAUGACCCUGUGUCGGAAAAUGGAUGAUUUCAUGUGAAUUACAGACAUGUCUAUGUAUGUAUGUAUGUAUGUCGUAGUCCUGACGUCACACACAAACAGAUUCCCAUGUGGUCUGAAUAAGGAUUGGAGCAGCACUUCGACAAGUUCUGUGUUGUUUGACCCAAUCUGGCAACCCAUGGUGUUGUGCUACGGUGCUGAACUGAAGCACAGAGUGAUGAGAUGAAGCUCUCCAUCAUCAGCACGGUGUCUGAGCGCUGCGCCGGGCAUCUCCACUGCACGUCCAACUUUCUCUCUUCUUUCUGCUCAGAGGAAGCGUAAUGACUGCAUCCACUCUCCGAGUGCGGGAUCUUUAUUUUAAACCCCACAGCCCGGCCCAAAGCGGUAGAUAUGAGACCUUUCUCCUUUUCUGGGAAGAAGGUGAUUGAAAUUCCGCAGAUGGAUGGCGAGCUAAUCGGAAAACACCACAGGGAAGUCUGACAUCUGUAUUUUAUCCUUUUUUUUUUUUUUUUUUUUUUUUUAAAUAAUUAUAAAUAUACACACACGCACGCGCGCUUUAUUCUGGAUCUUUUUGGGGUUUUUAUUCGCAUCUCCCUCUCUCUCUCUCUCUCUCUCUCUCUCUCUGCGAUAUGAAGACAGAAAGGAGGAAUAAUGUUUACGCGAAACGUGUCCGUGGAUCUUUCAUCCUCCUCCUCCUCCUCAUCAUCAUCCAGGUCGAUUUGAACCGGCUACAUGGAGCAUGAGCACUAAUCCUUCCUGAUUUUUUUUUCUUUUUUUUUUCUUCUCUCUUGUUUUUUUUUUUUUUUUAUUGGAGGGGGGAAAUCCAAGACGGAUUAUUUCUGUAUUUGGAUUUUCUUUGAAACUCCACUGAGGAGCAUCAGGAAGGUGUUUCCGGCAAAGUGGAAGCAGACAGCUCAACCUGGCCUGGCGUGGCGCAGGAUGGGCCGUCUCCUGGGAGUGAGCUGCAUGCUCCUGCUCGUCCUGACCGCCUCCUUGUCUUCAGCCUCCCUUGUUCCCGAGGACUACGCAGCCGACGAGGCCGAGCACAACACCAACGACGUGCUGUUCGACGACUACCGCGGCAAAGGCUGCGUGGACGACAGCGGCUUCGUCUACAAGCUCGGCGAGCGCUUCUUCCCCGGCCAUUCGAACUGCCCGUGUGUAUGCACCGAGGAUGGACCCGUGUGCGACCAGCCCGAGUGCCCCAAAAUCCACCCCAAGUGCACCAAGGUGGAGCACAACGGCUGCUGCCCCGAGUGCAAGGAGCUCAAGAACUUUUGCGAGUACAGGAGCAAGACGUACAAAAUACUGGAGGAGUUCAAGCCGUCUCCGUGUGAGUGGUGUCGCUGUGAGCCGAACAGCGAGGUGCACUGUGUGGUGGCCGACUGCGCCGUUCCUGAGUGUGUUAACCCGGUGUACGAGCCGGAACAGUGCUGCCCCAUAUGUAAAAACGGUCCGAAUUGCUACGCCGGAACGACGAUCAUCCCGGCCGGCAUCGAAGUGAAGGUGGACGACUGCACCAUCUGCCGCUGCCACAGUGGGGACUGGUGGAAACCGGCGCAGUGUCUGAGGCGCGAGUGUCUCAACGGCCAGACUUCAUAAAAACUCUUACGGGUAAAAGAGAUGGAUAGAAACGUGAUUGACAGCAGCGCCCAGACACGGGGACCGCCCACCUCGAGGACACCGAGGGAGGGACUGACCGGCACGAGCACAAUACGGCUGGCUAAAGUGAGGCUGCUGAGAGACACACACACACUGAUACACUUUACAGCUCGGAGAUGUUGGAGUGGCGGAAACAUCAAAAGACGCUGUUGGGGUGUUUUUUUUUUUUUUUGAUUGUUUGUUUGUUUUCUUUUAAUGGCUUCACUGUAGGUUUAUUUCUCACGUAUGCUGCUCAAACACAGAGUUGAUCUAUUUCACGAAUCGGUGAGGGAUGAUAUUUAUUUAUUCGACGCAGUUUGGUGUGUAUCGUGACUGGAUACGAGCACAUUUCAACCUGGAGUCUGUCUUUAAUCUUCGUUGCAUUCAGAUGAGUGGGUUCUGAAACUUAAAGCCAGCUGUACACUGUGUGGUUUUUGCUGUGUUUAAAAAAAAAAAAAAGAAUUCGUUGGUCGAGAUUGCUGGUUUUUCUGGAAAGGGUG
Molecule: messenger RNA, 5485 nt
Organism: Ictalurus furcatus (blue catfish)
Lineage: Eukaryota; Metazoa; Chordata; Actinopteri; Siluriformes; Ictaluridae
Gene: vwc2l
Product: von Willebrand factor C domain containing 2 like
Exons: 4
Coding region: 4284-4946 (220 amino acids)
Biological process (GO): negative regulation of BMP signaling pathway
Cellular component (GO): AMPA glutamate receptor complex
Molecular function (GO): protein binding
Source: RefSeq, a predicted model, not a curated record